Molecule: messenger RNA, 2533 nt
Organism: Tilletiaria anomala UBC 951
Lineage: Eukaryota; Fungi; Basidiomycota; Exobasidiomycetes; Georgefischeriales; Tilletiariaceae
Exons: 5
Coding region: 42-2480 (812 amino acids)
Biological process (GO): RNA processing
Cellular component (GO): nucleus
Molecular function (GO): RNA binding
Source: RefSeq, a predicted model, not a curated record
GUCGGCAAGAGUGAGAGCAUCGCGUCGCCGCUGUCUGGUGCAUGCCCAUCCUCUCCAACCUGUCGUAUAUCGUGCUUGCCUUUGAAUGUCACUGGCUUGUAGGGGAAAGCCAGGUUAUUUCGCUCAUCGCCCAGCCCAACGCAGCUUGCGAGUGGAGGCCGCUACUCGGCGGUGACGCCGCUUGCUCGACCAAUAUGAACUACCGUGGGGCUCCACCGCCGCGGCCGCGCGCAUUCGACUUUGACGACAACGACGCAGGAGAUGACUUGGGUCAGCACAGAGGGGCAGCCAGACCUGGUUAUCCUCCAGUUCGGCCGCUGCCGGCUCGCUAUGACGACCUGCACGACUCCCGUGCACGAGACGAGGGUUCAGGUUACCGUCGAGGGGAUGACAGUCGCUAUGAGCCAAGUUCUUACCAUGGAGCACGCGCGAGUCCCAGCCAUCGAUCAAGCGAUAGACCGGAGCUGUUGCGGCGACGCAACCGCAGCCCGAGCGACUCCAGGUCACCUUCUCCUGAUCCCAUGCUAGCCGCCUUCUUGGAAGCAACCAAGGAGGACCCAGAGGAGGCCAAGAAAAAGGAAGUGGAGAAGAAGGCUGCAUUCUCGACAGGCAUGGCUCGGAAGAGCAAAUUCCAAAAGGAGAAAGAGGAGGCAGAGAGGAAGCGAAAGACAGAGGAAGCGGAGGCAGCUGCUGCGUACAAAGACUUUGUGGAAGCCAUGGAAGGGUCUGAACCCAAAGUGAACCGAAGCAGGAGCACGCAUGCGUUCAUCGGGUCCGGAGGCUCCUCGUACAUGCCGUCCCGCCCGGUCUCCCAAGUUCCUUCAGCUCCAAGGGCAAUGCGGGUACCCGCUACAAGUGCCAAUUUGUCUGCAUCGAAUGCUUUCGGCGCCGACGAAGACGAAGAAGCUGCUCCUGUCAAGCCUCAAGACGGACAGCCAUUCAAAAGGCGCCGAGCGAUGGACGACUUUGCGAGCCAAUUGAAGCGCGAGCAAGGAGAGCGAGAACAGCGCCUGAGAGGCCGUGUGCCCGAGGGAAAAUCGAUAUCUUCCGUGUUAGCCAUGGAAGGACAGCGAAUCGGCUCUCGGGAUGUCAAAUCUGACCCAUUGACCACGAACGUAUGCGUGCUCAACCUGCCGGCAAACGUGACAGAGCGCUCGCUUGGCGAGUUCUUUGCGCAGUGGGGAGAUGUCGCCACGGUGAAGAUCAUGUGGCCACGAGGUGAUGAGGCACUCGGCGGCGGUGCAGGGGCUGGUAUCACCUCCUUGCGCAAAGAUCGUUUGGCCGGGUUGACGGGCUUCGUCGCAUACAUGCAGCGAGAAGAUGCCGAGUACGCGCUGAAAGAAACAGACGGGAUCACAUGGGGUGGGGCCUUCAUCAAGACGGGAUGGGGUAAGGCGAUGCCAUUGCCGACCCGAGCCAGCUAUACAUUGCCUCUAAGCGGACGCAGCGGAAGAAGAGGACGAAAGCGCUCACGCUCCUGCUCGCCAGAUCCUCGCUUCACACGGUCAAGGUCACGGUCAGCCGAGCCUCGCAGGAAUCGCUCCUCACGUCCAAGAGGCCGCUCCACGUCACCUCGGGCGGAAGUUCGCAAGCGUAUCGACCCCGAGUCUGAGCAGGCCAGAUUCAUCUCCGCCGUUGCGGAGAGGGUCUUGCAACUUGGUCACAAGUUCGAACAGAUGAUCUACGAGAAGGAGAAGGACAACCCUCGAUUCGAUUUCCUUCGCAAUCAAAAGCUCCUCGAACACCAAUACUUUCGCAUGCUUGUGGAUGAUCGAUACGAACCGGAGCUGCCACCCGACCCAUUCAAAGACCAAGGCCUGAACGAGCUGUAUAGUAGCGAUUCAGAGGAAGCCGAAGAAGCUGAAUACCUGCGGAAGUCACGCAGAGGGGACGUGAUUGGCAGGGCGGCGAGGCGACGCUUUGAAGCUAUGCUGCGAGGCAUCACGCCAAGACGCGAGCGGAUAGCGAGGGCGAUGCGCUUCGCGCUUGAGCAUGCACAUGCCUCUUCUGCAAUCGCGGAGCUCUUGAUCGAAUCGUUGCUGAUCCCUUCCACGCCGGUACCACGCAAACUUGCGCGCCUCUACGUGCUCUCCGACAUUCUGCACAACGGCGCGGUACCGUUGCCGAACGCGUGGAAGUAUCGGCAAGCAUUUGAGCAGCAGCUCCCGCUCGUCUUUGCGCACCUAGGCGAUGUCGCACGUUCCUUCCCUGGGCGCAUGAAGCAGGAAGGAUUCAAGAUGCAGGUCAGCGCGGUGCUGGAUACAUGGGAGGUAUGGCUCAUCUUCACGCCAAAUCUGCUCGAGCAGCUGCGACAGCUGCUGGAGGGGGGCGGAUCGGGAGUUGUUGCUGCUGCUUCUGGCGCAAGCUCGAGCGAGGCUGCCGAUGCUAAAGUCGACGAGGGGAGAGAACAGGCCUCUGUGUCCGCGCUGUUGUCUGCAGGGGCAGACGAGGACGAUGAAGUCGAUGGCGAGGCCCUGUGAUUCGCCGCCGUAUCUGUAGCAUAUGUGCCUCUCAAUAUCUGUGGAAAUAUAGC